Messenger RNA from Daldinia childiae, 417 nucleotides. RefSeq lists its product as uncharacterized. The transcript has 2 exons. The coding region runs from base 1 to 417 and encodes 138 amino acids. NCBI's taxonomy places the organism in Eukaryota, Fungi, Ascomycota, Sordariomycetes, Xylariales, Hypoxylaceae. The record is from RefSeq and is a predicted model, not a curated record.
AUGCCACCUGCCAAACGCCGCUGCCCUGAUCCAGAUCCUGAUGAAUGGGUAUGGGAACAACACAGACCUACCUUCCUGAGGCUCUAUCAAACAGAGCGGAAAACACUCAAAGAAGUAAAGGAGAUCAUGGAAAGCGAACAUGGAUUUCCUGUCAAUUCCUUGUUGACUUACGAAACAAAGCUCCGCGAUGAGCUUCACUUGCGUAAAAAACUCAAGAAAACCGAUUGGGUUUCCGUGCACCAUCAUCGCCUAAAAAGAGGCGACAAGCCCACUGGGGUCUAUCUUAAUGGGACAGAAAUCCCACAGCACAAAGUGUGGAAGGAGAUUAGAAGAUCAGGAGCUCGAUCAGCAGACAAUAGUAAGGAGCCUCGCCCAAGCCUAAGCACUUUACUACCGGCCCAUAUGCUGCACUAUUAG